Paramecium primaurelia is the source of this 2872-nucleotide messenger RNA. The record is from the annotation of a GenBank genome assembly. NCBI's taxonomy places the organism in Eukaryota, Ciliophora, Oligohymenophorea, Peniculida, Parameciidae.
AUGAAAUAAUCAUAAGUAAACAAAUUUCUCGCAAAUAUGACAAAUAGACAAUAUCUAUAGAGUGUAGCAUCUCCUACUACAACUGCCCCUAGCAAACACAAAAAGAAUGGCAGCUCAACUAUCAUAACAGGAAAUAAAUAUUUGGUAUAUGCUAAACAUUCUUCCAGACUAUUCAAAGAUUCUUCUUCUAAACUUCCACUCUUGACAACAGUUAUGAAAACAGAAUCUUAAGAUAUUCCUAAAACAGCAAUUGUAAGAACACGUAAAACAAGUGCAAAUUUAGGAGACUUUCGCAUUACAUAAUUACAUCAUAGAAAUAAAACUGAGACUAUUCUAGUUUAAAAUAACUUUAAUAUUUCUAAAUAAGAGGAACUUAAAGAUAAUUUUGAGGAAAUACAAAAAGAUGUAUAACCUCAAAUACCUUAAGUUUAGAAAUAAAUUGAAUAAAUAUAAUAAUAACCUCUUACUACAUCUCUUAUAAGUGAAUCAAUUAAAUUUUAGCCAAAAGUACAUUUAGCAGAGGUUUUAGGUGAAUAAUAUCAUUUUACAUAAAUUAACUAUAAUAGCUCUAAAAUUACUAAAAUUGAUAUUAAAUAAUAGAUUAAUGAAAUUGAAUCAUUAAAUGAAAAGAGUUGUCAUUUAAUGAGAAAACUUGCAUAAUUAUUAAAUACACAUAGAGAAAAAUAAACUUUAGUUGAUCUUGAAAUAAAAAAAAAAAAAGAAUUUCUUAAUUUAACAGAUCGUGUAUUUACUUAAACAUUAAGUAAUAUGCCUGAUGAAAGAACUCCAAAAAUUAAUGAAUCUAAAUUUAAUUAAAAAUUAAGUACUAUUGCAAAGAAACAAUCAAAAAUUAAUUAUAAUUAUAGUGUUUAAGAAACUGAAUCUCUUACUCCUUUAAAAACUAUUGUAGAAGCUUUAAAAGAUAAAAAGAAUGAUAGGAAAGAUAAUAAAGAUAAAAGUAAGAUUGAACUUUAAUAGAUAACUCAAUAAAUUUCAAAUAAAAAACUAAAAAUUACAGUUAUAUAUGAAGAAAAUGAAUAAUAAAUAGAAUUUUAAUUACCUAGUUAUAUAAAUGAAAUUUAGCCAUACCAAGAAUAAAUUGAAAUUAAAGAAACUAAAUAAUCUAAUAUUUAUUCUUUAGUUUCAAAAUAAAUGCUUCAAAAGUAAACGAUGUCCCAAUAUUUUCUAGCAAAUUUGCUUUGAGAUUAGUCAAAAAAUUUGGAGAUAGAGUCAUUUAAACUUAAGAAGAUAAUGAUGCUAUUGAAAAUUUCAAUUCUUUUAAAGCAUGUUAAUUUACAAGAUAUUAUUUAUAAAAUCACGUUUAAAAAUGUUUAGAAACUAAAUAUGAAACAAGAGUUGAUAAUGAUAAUAUUUAAAAUAAUAAAAAUGAAAUAUUUGACUAUCCUGUUUGUUAAGAUACUUAUUAUGAAAUGCUCAGUAAAAGUACUGGAUAAGUUGGAGUAGAUCAGUAUAAUAUUUAUAUCAAUGUAAAUAUAUCUUCAAUAUAAGAAAAGCAAAACUAAAAAACUAUAUGAAAUUCAUAAUAUCUUUUAUUAAGUUUCUUAAAGAUAUUUUGAAAUCCAUUAAGUUGAUAAUAGUAUAUUAAGUCCUUCUGGUUCAUAAUUAGAUUUAAGUGAUAUUGAAAUGCAAAAUUACUUUAAAAUUAAUUACAUUUAUUAUGCUUUAAAUUUAGUUUCAAUAAAUGAUUUAAAAUAAGCUGAAUUAAGAGUAAUUGUCAAUACUAUAGAUGAUGAAACCAAAAAUAAGUUCCUACAUGAAGAAUUAAUGAAAUUUCCAGAAAUUACAAAUACUAUAAUUCAAAAUUAAGAUAAUCUUGAUAUCCAAUGUAUCAAUGUUUUUUAUAAAGAGAGUUAUAAUUGAUCAAUCAAUUAGAAAUCCAAUUGGCUUCAAGAGAUUAAACCAUAAUCAAAAAUUAAUUUUCAAAUAAGUUUAGUUUUAUUUAGGUUGGUUUAUUUGAAGAUUAUUUUAGUCAUUAAAUUAAUGCCCUAGAAAAAAUAUAUAUCGAAUAUUGUAAAACUAUGAGAGAUCUUGAUAAAUUCAAUACUAAAGAUAGAAUCAAAACUGAACAACCUUCUAAUCUAAAUAUACCUUCUAUGUCUAGAAGCAGACUCCAAUCUCCAACAGGCUCUGUAUUUAUAUUAAAUUAUAAGAAGAGUGAAUCCAAAACCUUAUAGAAAGAGUUAAAUCCAAUGAUAACUAAAGGAUUAUUUUUAAAGAAACACUAAAGACAAAAGAAAUUGUUGACCAAUCAAAAAUUUACUACUUCCACAAAACUCAUACAAGGAAGUACCAGUAAUUUAUAAACUUUAUUACAUGCCAAUACUAAUACAAAUACUAUUUUUAAUCAAUAAAAAACUUAAAAAUUUUAAACUAUAUAAAAAGAUACUGAACCUUAAGUGAAUAAUGAAUCCUAAAGAUAAAUUUAAAUGAAAUAACAUUUUAAUUCAUAAUCAUCUAUGGAUCCUUCUUCCUUGUUAUUUCGAAAUAUGUUAUUAUAAGAAAGCUCUUAGAAUGAUAAAUCAAAUAUUGAAAGAGUCUUCUCCUUAAUUGAAGAUCAUAGAUUAAUAGAUUUAAAAGAUUUACUCCAUCAUGAUCAAAAUAUUAAUAUUAAUACUCAAGAUUAAAAUGGCAAUACAUUUUUAAUAUGGGCAGCUAGAACUGGAGCAAGAGAUGUUAUAUAAUUUUUACUCCGUCAAGGAGCAGAUAUUUCAAUAAAGAAUGUAAUAAUAGUAUAUAAUUAAAAUAGAAUUCUGGAAUAAAUGCUAUAUAAAUGGCUAUAGAUCACUAUUAAUAUCAAGCAGCAGAUGAAAUUAAUAGAUUUGGUAGAUCAAAUUCUUACAUAGCAAAUUGA